GAGCUUGCGAUCCUGAGGGUAGCGUACACUUUUGCACAGUCCAUGGGAAUCAACCUUGAUUGCACACACUGGAACAUCUCUGUUUGGGAAAAAAAAAUCAGAAGGCGUCUUUGGUGGUCACUCUAUAUUCAGGAGAAAUGGUUCUCAUUUUCUCUUGGCCGCAAAAGUCAUAUUUCGAGAACAGACUGGAAUGUGUGCCCACUCACGGAUUUCGACUUUGAAAAUGAGUCUUUGUAUGGGAACAGCGAACAAAGACGCCAUAGUAGCAAAUUGUUUUGCUUGAUGGCGGAACUGACAAAACUCAUAGACGACUACGUUAGUGAAGCUGACCAGAAUGUUUCUCUCGAAUCAGUGUAUAAAAAAGCCGAUGUUCAUUUGCAAUUAAUUUCAGAAUUCGAAACCAGACACUUCGAUUAUUUCAAAUUGGAAAGCAGUGUAUAUCCUGACUCCCCAGUUGCUGCAUUAGUGAUAGCUAGUGUUACUGCCAAGGCGACACUAUAUAAAUCAGUGCUUCAUCGAAUUUUGUUAUGGGAGCAGGAGAACCCACCAACUACAAAUGACGUCGGCAAACACCAAUCGAUAUCAGAGGAGGCCAAACAACGGAGCAUUUUGCUAUGUGCAGAGAUAUUGGAUAUACUUGGACGGCUCCGGGCAUAUCAUUUUGACUCGUUUUGGUAUUCGUGGGCUAGAUUUAACUUUGCUACUAUUUCGAGCUUUUUUUUGCUCUUGAAUCAGAUGGCCUUCAAACAACAGGAGGAAGAAACAAUCAAGUCGCAUAUCACCAAACUUCAAUUUUUCAUUCAAUCUAGGUUACCAAUCUUUAGCCACCUGACUCUAGCAUCCCAGAUUUUGGACUUAAAUGGAAAGUGAUCCAGGAAUGAAUAAUGUUGACCAGAAAGCGACUUAACAUUUACAACACCCGUGUGAAGAGGAAGCUAUACUAAUUAUCCUGAUAGAGGAAUCGUACAUAAAUCCUUAUCUUGAUUAAUGCCAAAUCUGAAAACUCCGAAGCCCUUCCGCAUUCGGGAAUUUCUUGAUUCGGUACUUGGCGAGAAUAAAUAUGCUAACACCUAGGAUAAUAUUUACCACCAUAUUAUGUAUCCGGACACUUUUGAAGGAUUUGCUGUGACAGACACUUCGAGAUGGUCCACAGUGUCCAAGAUUGAGUUCAAGCCCAAGCCAUUUGAGGAAUACGAUGUUGACAUCCGCAUUCUAGCCUGCGGAGUCUGCGGGUCAGAUGUUCAUACAGUCAAAGGGGGCUGGAGUCAACCUAUGCUGCCAGUAAUUCCCGGUCAUGAAAUCAUCGGUGAAGUUAUAAAGGUUGGAGAUAAGGUCAGCACUGUCAAUGUUGGAGAUCGAGUUGGUGUUGGUGCUCAAAUCUAUUCCUGCCUCGAUUGCGAGACGUGCAAGGAAGAUCACGAGAAUUACUGCACAAAGAGAGUCAGUACUUACAACUCCUUAUAUGCAGAUGGAUCGAUGUCCUAUGGAGGCUACUCCUCGCACAUUCGUGCCCAUGAGUACUUUGUUUUCCCAAUUCCAGAUGGCUUGAAAACGGAAGAUGCCGCACCUAUGCUUUGUGCAGGCAUCACUACGUACGCUCCUCUUGUCGAAAAUGGAUGUGGCCCUGGAAAAAAAGUAGGAAUUGUUGGAAUUGGCGGACUGGGUCAUUUCGCGAUUAUGUUUGCAAAAGCUCUGGGAGCCGAGGUGUACACAUUUUCGCGUACGAGCAAGAAAUCAAAAGACGCAAAAAAGCUGGGAAGCGAUUACUAUAUUGCUACUUAUGAGGAGAAGGACUGGGCAGAAAGGUAUGCAAAGAAACUCGACCUAAUUGUUUCUUGCGGCAACUCAGCUCAGAACUUUGAUCUGGCUGGUUAUCUAUCUUGUCUGAAAGUUCAUGGAAAAAUGAUUUCUGUUGGGCUGCCUGAGGAGCCAUUCACUGUCAGUGCAAUGCCGUUCAUGAGAGGAGGGGUAUUUUUUGGCUCUUCUCACUUAGGAAACAGACCGCAAAUGCUCGACAUGCUUAAGCUUGCCGCUGAAAAAAACCUCACUGCAUGGACGGAACGCCUGCCGAUUUCCGAGAGUGGUAUCAAAGAAGCUCUUGAGAGAUGUCAUGCAGGAGAUGUUAGAUACAGAUUUGUUCUGACUGAUUAUGACAAGUUCAAAGUGUAAGGUCUGCAAAUUAUAUAAAAUAAUCUAAAGUUUUGGUGACCUUGAGAAAGAGUCUCCAAAUCUGAGGUCUAUCUCCGUGGAGAGCUCCUGCUGGUUGUAAUUCCUUUUUGUGGCCAAACCUUCUCUUAGUCCGUUGGGAUCCUUCUCGGUUCCUGAAAGGGAUCUCCACUUAAACAGUCUAGUGUAAAAGUUUUCACGGCCCUCGAUUUUAUCGACCAAGAAUUGUCCUAAAACCGGCAGCAUCUUGAACGCGUGACCUGACCCACCACAGGCAACAAAAAGGCCCUUCUUUCCCGGGACAAAGUCAUAAAUGUAAUCGUUGUCUAUAGUAUCCGUAUACCAAAGCAAUCUGCUCUCAUAUUGUAAUUUUGCCUCAUACAAGUCAGGGAAAAACAGCUUGAGCCAUUCGUCAACUUGGCGGAUUAUGUGACGCGUAAGCAUUUUGGUGGGAGGAUUGCUAUUGGAGGUCUUAGGAAUUGACACAACUCUGCCAUUCUCCAACUUAACAGGGUUGGUGUACUUGGUCUGUCUAACAAUCAUUUUCAUGUACCCUUCUGGCUCCAUCAUUGGGAACAUAAACAUACCUCCCAUAUAUUCUUUUUCUCUUGAAUGACCAGUUUUCCAGCCAACCAUAGGGAACACCUUGCUGUUGUAUUUGGCCCUGAGAUCAGCUCGAUCGUCAGGGAUCUUGAAGAUGAUGAUAUUACCUGAGGCAGCCUCGUUCAUGCCGUCAAGCUCUGGGACAAGCAAAGUAGACCAUGGACCACAGUUAAUUACAGUCAAGUCAGCAUAGUGCUUUUUCCCGUCGUUGGUAAUGAUUCCACCGUGAACAGUUUUUUCGUCGUCCUUGUAGAUGUAUUCCUUGAAGGUACCAGCCUUCUCUCCAAAGACAAAUUUAACACCUAGCUGGGUGCAUAAGUAUUUGGCAUACUGACAAGCUCUCGAGGCAUAUAAAAUGCCAGAGGUGGUAUCCAGUGCACCUUUCAGACUUGGAACUUUUUCUUUCAAAUCAAGGGCAAAUUUCACCUUUGAUCCAAAUCCUGCAGCAUUGGCUCUUUUCACAUCUACAGGAUUGUUGAUGUCGUAUCUAAGAGGAGCAAUCUGUUCCUUUUCAAAGUUUGCUCUGCUUGCCUUUUCUUCCCAGCCAACAAUAUCAUCAAGUCUCAACAUACCGCAUAGAUCGAGAAUUUGAAGAUCGGUAUACUUCUUUGCUUCUUCAGGAGGAAUGAAUCUGAUUUCGUUGUUCCAUUUCUGCCAAAUCUCGAACGCCUGGAACGCAAGGUCCUGGUAAUGUUUCUUUUCAGCAUACUGAGCUCUAAAGACCUUGUUGAUGUCUGCCGAGGCAGUAUCAGCUCCUUUAAGCAAAGUGUAGGAGUUGUCGUCGAAAUCCAGUCUAUCGAAGACCGUGAUGUUUUUGUAUCCAUUGUUGGCAAGAUGAAGCGCAUUGGAGAGACCAAACACACCAGCGCCAACAAUUAUGAUUGGGGAGUCUUUUUCAACCAUUAUUGCGUUUGUAUAUUUCUUGCAAAUGUGCGCACC
Ogataea polymorpha is the source of this 3708-nucleotide messenger RNA. RefSeq lists its product as uncharacterized. The coding region runs from base 1096 to 2169 and encodes 357 amino acids. The transcript has a single exon. NCBI's taxonomy places the organism in Eukaryota, Fungi, Ascomycota, Pichiomycetes, Pichiales, Pichiaceae. The record is from RefSeq and is a predicted model, not a curated record. Gene Ontology annotation, biological process: alcohol metabolic process. Gene Ontology annotation, molecular function: alcohol dehydrogenase (NADP+) activity; zinc ion binding.